Cryptosporidium ubiquitum is the source of this 291-nucleotide messenger RNA. RefSeq lists its product as uncharacterized. The transcript has 4 exons. The record is from RefSeq and is a predicted model, not a curated record. Bases 1 to 291 code for a protein of 96 amino acids. Lineage: Eukaryota; Apicomplexa; Conoidasida; Eucoccidiorida; Cryptosporidiidae.
AUGGGGGUAAAAACGUUUUAUAAUCGUCUCUUUACCCUAUAUUCUUUUCCAAUACUUCAAAAGGGAGCCAUUAUUGGGUCUAUAUUUGGUGGAAUCAACGGCAUGUAUCAAGCUCUCAAAUACAGAAAUUAUAUGGCAAUUCCAGUAUUUGCUAUCGGUGGGGCUAUUAGCUUUGGAUUUUUUCUUGGCUGUGGUAUGAUAGUAAUUUCUCAAAUAUACUCUAAACAAGCUCAAAAAGAUUCUUACAAAAACUUCAAUAUAUAUGAUUAUUUUCGCAGUUCCCACUACUAA